This is a messenger RNA of Chara braunii, 1529 nucleotides long. Lineage: Eukaryota; Viridiplantae; Streptophyta; Charophyceae; Charales; Characeae. The record is from the annotation of a GenBank genome assembly.
UUGAGUAAAUUUAUGAGCUGUAACCUGCGAGCAACCUGCGGGGAUGCAGUGAAGAACACAUUGAACACGCUGCACCCAACCGCAACAAUAUGGCACAGUUAUUGAAAAUUGCAUCAUUGAACGUAAGAGGGUUGGGGGCGGCCUCGUUCAGAACUAAGUGGAAAGAGAUUAAGGGAUUGGUGGACCGUGAUCGGGUCCAGCUCCUCUGUUUGCAGGAAACUAAAUUGUCUGAUCAUAGAUUAACGGAAGGGGAGUCGCCGCCAAUCAAGGCGAGCCUUCAAGCUGGCUUUCAGCUUUGGGCGCCGGCAAUAGGCACGGCCGGGGGAGUGGCCAUCCUUUGCACCAAAUACUUCAAGGGGGAGAUCCGGGAUUUUUUCGCAGACACAGAGGGUCGUUGGGCCUGGGUGUACACAUACCUUGCUGGGGAACGAGUCCUGAUUGCAACUGUAUACGCCCCCCCACAGCUUAGGGACAAAUGUCAAUUUUGGCACGCCUUCUCUGUUAAUAUCCCUGACGCCGACCGGCUAAUCCUGAUUGGUGAUUUUAACACGGUUGUGGACUCACCCUCGCAAUUAGCCUCCCGUGCCCCUUACUCGCCUGACGCGCUUGCCAUGAUAAAUGUGCUGACCACCAUGGGCCUGCACGAUGCCUUUAGAAUGCUCUGGCCCCAUGAGAAAGGGAUCACAUGGGUCGGACCGGCGCUUAAAACAUGCAGCAGAAUCGACAUGGCUUGGCUGUCUCAGACCGCAGCGCACUGCUUACUCGACUUUAGUAUCACUCCUGUGGUCCGUUCGGACCACAAGAUGAUCACUAUCACUCUGGCGCUCCCGACUGCACUGCACACUAGGCCCCCCCCCUCUACCGUCCCGGGAUGGAUCUUUUCGGAGGAGCGGUUCCGCAAUAUGGCAAACCAACAUUGGCUCUACUGGUCACAGCUUCGACACCCGGACCAGUCAGCCCUUCAAUGGUUAAUGGAUGGGACGGCGGCUCUGGCCAGGCUACUCAAACAGGCGGUGCUCGCGUCCAAGCGGGCAAGGCGACUGAUGGCGGAAGCAUUCAUUAGAAGAGCACUGGAACUCGGCGAUGGGCCGCCAACAGAAGAUGGGGAGGAGGAAUGGUGGAUGCAGUGGGCCGCGCUGCAGGUGGAAUGGGAGGACUGGCAGAUUAAGGACGCGGAAUCAUGGGGACUGCGUAACAAAGCACAAUGGACAAUCGCGGCGGGGCGCAUGACGAAGACAUUCUUCCGGAGACUCCACUCGAAGCGGCCGGCCUCUAUAAUGAUGACACUGCAGGCCCCAUUUCAGGAGGAUGGACCGCUUGCUGACAAUACCCAGACCAUCCUGCAGUUCGCCCACGAGUAUUACUCCUACCUGCUGACCGAUGAACAAUCCUGGACGUCGGAAGAAAUCAUUGCGGCCCCGGCCUCGGCGAUAUGGUAGAAGACGACUGCAACGUUGACUGACUCGGACUGGUGUGACCUCGACGAACCGAUUACCGAACGAGAGAUCGGCGAAGCGUUGGCAAAUAUG